AUGGACCUGAGUGCCGCCGCCGCGCUGUGCCUCUGGCUGCUGAGCGCCUGCCGCCCCCGCGACGGGCUGGAAGCGGCCGCAGUGCUACGAGCGGCGGGGGCUGGGCCGGUCCGGAGCCCGGGGGGCGGCGGCGGCGGCGGGCGGACUCUUGCCCAGGCUGUGGGCGCCGCGGCUGUCCCGGCCGCUGCGGUUUCCCGGGCCCGCGCCCCGCGCCGCGCCGCGGGCUCCGGUUUCAGGAACGGCUCGGUGGUGCCGCACCACUUCAUGAUGUCGCUUUACCGGAGCCUGGCCGGGAGGGCUCCGGCCGGGGCAGCCGCUCUCUCCGCCUCGGGCCAUGGUCGCGCGGACACGAUCACCGGCUUCACAGACCAGGCGACCCAAGACGAAUCUGCAGCCGAAACAGGCCAGAGCUUCCUGUUCGAUGUGUCCAGCCUUAACGACGCAGACGAGGUGGUGGGUGCAGAGCUGCGCGUGCUGCGCCGGGGAUCUCCAGAGCCGGGCCCAGGCAGCUCGACUUCCCCGCCGCUGCUGCUGCUGUCCACGUGCCCAGGCGCCGCCCGUGCGCCACGCCUGCUGUACUCGCGGGCAGCUGACCCCCAGGUCGGUCAGCGCUGGGAGGUGUUCGACGUGGCGGACGCCAUGAGGCGCCACCGUCGAGAACCGCGUCCCCCACGCGCGUUCUGCCUCUUGCUGCGCGCAGUGGCAGGUCCGGUGCGGAGCCCUUUGGCACUGCGGCGUCUGGGCUUCGGCUGGCCGGGCGGAGGGGGCUUUGCGGCAGAGGAGCGCGCGCUGCUAGUCGUCUCCUCCCGCUCGCAGAGGAAGGAGAGCUUGUUCCGGGAGAUGCGCGCCCAGGCCCGCGCGCUCGGGGCCGCUCUGGCGGCACAGCCGCCGCCAGACCCAGGAACCGGCACCGGGUCGCCAAGGGCAGUCACUGCCGGCCGCAGACGGAGGAGGACGGCCUUGGCCGGGACGCGGACAGCGCAAGGCAGCGGCGGGGGCGCGGGCCGGGGCCACGGGCGCAGGGGCCGGAGCCGUUGCAGCCGCAAGCCGCUGCACGUGGACUUCAAGGAGCUCGGCUGGGACGACUGGAUCAUUGCGCCGCUAGACUACGAGGCGUACCACUGCGAGGGCGUUUGCGACUUCCCUCUGCGCUCGCACCUUGAGCCCACCAACCACGCAAUCAUUCAGACGCUGCUCAACUCCAUGGCGCCAGACGCGGCGCCGGCCUCCUGCUGUGUGCCCGCGCGCCUCAGCCCCAUCAGCAUCCUCUACAUCGACGCUGCCAACAAUGUCGUCUACAAGCAAUACGAGGACAUGGUGGUGGAGGCCUGCGGCUGCAGGUAGUGGGGGACAGGCCUGGGUGACUGGCAUGAACUCAGCUUCUCUGUUGCAACCCCCAGCUGGAAUCUCCAGUCACUAUGGAUGGGAGAACUGACAGGCAGAGAGAAAGCAUGUCAAGACUGUGAGUAAAGGCCGUCCCCUCAACCCCAAUCUGAGGUCACCAAAGUCUCCCUCCUAAACAAAAUUUUCCAUUUCGUUGGGAGAAUUGUGUACUACUAGUUGACAUCAUUUGAACCAUGAUUUCCAGGUAGUGAGUAGGAUUUGGUAUCCCUUAGGGAGCUCGGGGCAGGCCAGCUGGGGCCCAAGCGGGGCUGGUGCUGGGUCUGUCAAACACGAAGAUAGUCUGGUCAUUGCUGCUUGAAACCAAGGCUUUCGUAUUAAGGAGGAUCACCCACACUGGCAGGCGGGCAUUUCCACUGAUGCCCAAACACACUUGCCUUGUUGAAUCCUGACUUUCCAAGCAGCUGCGCUGGGUCUUCCAGAGGUGGCAGGCUUUGCCGUCUUAGCUUGGGGAAGUCAGGUUUGAGCUGUGCUAAGUCAUUGUAUCCAUGCUUCCCUUCACCGUACCCUCCUGGCAACAAUAUGAGGUGUGGAUUUUGUGAUAGGAGAAUCCAGACUCCACGAAGCCCAGGGCAGUCUCUUCUCCCUGGCAGCUCUCAUGAUGUCGGCAGGAGUGGGCGCCUCACCUUGGGUACUGAAGAGAGUACUGAUAAUCCCGUGGAUGGAACAGGACGGAGCGUAAUUCAAUCCCUACACAUUGUAUGUGCUGUCGGCAAUUUCAUUGAAACUCACAGCAGAAAACAGCUAGGAUUUGUAGACCGAUUUUCUUCCUAGAGCAGGGAGAAAAAUGACGUUCUUUCCAAAAGCAGCUAGUGCAAAGAUAAGGUCAGGCUCUUACUGUGCUUGAAUCUGGUCACCAGGAAAUCCAGUGGCAGGAAGAGAGUGUCCUGCGGCUGCCUCUGGGUGCACAGAAUCACUGGGCCUCGCUGAUUCUCAUGAGAACCUGUCAUCUCAGGGAGACAGACCUCCCUCUGGCCCUCAGUGGGCCAUAGGCCAAGAGGCCUGAGUCAGAUCGCACAGUGAGCUGGAGGGAGCAAGGCUCUGAAAGCGGCAGUCUAGCAGAGGGAGCUUGGGCCUGCGCUUGCCCCUCAGAAAGUGUCUGGAUUGGGAAGGGAAGAGAGGAAGCUGCCGAGCAAACCCAACAGCCAAACUUUGGGCGAGUGGAAAGUAACAAGAUCCCUCUGGGGGAUGGUGUAUCUGAGCUGCACCAGAGUCAGAGCCCACUGUGGGCUUCCGAGUGCCCAGAGGCAGCUGCUCCCACGGCAUGGCCUGCGCCCGCCUCAGGGGAGGCCACUUGGGCCAGGGCACCACAGGGCGUCUCCUGAGAGAGGUCUGAGGCUAGUUAUGGGCAGUCACCUCCCUGCUGGAGCUUCAUCUUUUGUCCUGUAAAAUGAUGCCCUCUCCAGUUCCAAGGUUCUAGGAUUUUACCUCGCCCUAAAACACACUCAGACAGCUUGAAGGCAGAGCAAAUGUGACGGCUCCUGGAGAAGGUCCUCUCCCAAUCCCAGUCCCAGAGCCAUGUCUUACAGGUUUCGCAGCUCUUGCCUGUGCGUGUGCAUGUGUGUGUGUGUGUCCAUUUUACUCCUGUCCUCAGUAGGUGCCUCAUGGAUGUGCUCUGAAUUCCCCUGGGCUGAGGCAGGUGCGGGGAAGGCCGGCACCUUGAGGGUGGGGUUCAGCUACCCAGAGCGAGGAGCUGGCUGAGGGCACUGCCCACCCAGCUGCAGUUCCUCCUGUGCUCAGUGGGGUGGGUACAGCCACACUCAAGCUGAGACUGUCUGAGAGACCUAGUGCUGGGAAGGGUUCUACCUGCUGCUGGGGCCUCUGCAGGCAGAAGAGGAAAGGCAAGGCUCUGCCUGGUUGGUCACCCAGACAGGGACCUGGGACUAUCCCAGAAGCCCUGGAUGAGGCAGGCAGGACUGUCCUAGAAUGGACUCCUUGGGUCCCCACCCUCUCCUCACCACCAUGCCCAUGUCUGGCUCUGAGGUCCCCUUGCAGCUUCCCAGGAGAGUGACCCUGGGGUAGCAUCAGACAAGCUUAUCUCUCUCUUCUUUUUUAUGAUCUGGAAAAUGGUGGGGGAGGUUAACAUAAAGAAGAACCAGAAGGGAGGACCCAAAAAGAUGUUUGUUUCUAAGUUUUCAGACAGCUUGGCAUCUUGUACCUGGAACCUCCUGACCAUAUAGACUGGAGCAGAGCUGUCUUCCUCCCUCUGUGCUUUUCUGGGCUUUAAUCUGUGUGCACAGCUUAGUAUAUCACAAAUAGUAACUCAGAGUGAGGCUGUAGUGAAAGAAGCCUGUUUUUUUUUUCAGGAGGGCCACCGUCCUAGCCUGAGGAGACACCUGGUGGACACAGACUGCAGGGAGAGGGUUGAGAGUUGGCCUAGUGAAUCAGAGGGGUGACUGAGGGCCCAGAAGUUGCCACCUGAGCUCUGAUCAUCAUUCAUGGGUGCUGUCUGCCCAUCACCUGCAGGUACCCACCUUAACCAGAGCUUGACUUGUGGUCUGCAACUUGGCGACAGGCCUUUGGCUGGGCAAAGUUUGGGCUGGUGCUUCAUGGUGGCAGGAGCAAUUACAGCAGAGCAACCCAGGAUGGGUGGUCAGUGAAAAAUGAGUGUGAAGUCACUGAAAAAUCAGACUGAGUUUCAAGUUAUGCUCACAGUUGCUGAAAAAGCAAGAGCAGCAGAGCAGCGUGCGGUGGUCCACUUCCUCCUGCUGUGCAGAGCUCGCAGCCUCUUCUAGCAUCUGUGCGUGGUGCGCAUGUGUCUGUCACAACAGAAAGGGCUGGCUUCUCUCACACAUUUCCCUGACAAUGGCAGGGGGGCCGCAGCGGUCACAGAAACUUCCGGAGAGACGUGUUUCUGUACAGUCAGGUGAAUUUGUUGGCAGGACAGCUUAGUGACGAUAUAAAAAGUACUGUUUCACUUUUUUUGUCAGAUGAACUUCCUUCUGCUAGUUUAGAAAUGCUUCACUCCAGAGAGGGCCACCUGGUAGAAGCUGUAUUACAGAAACUUUUAAUCCCUUUUCUAUGUCAGGGGAUGCUGAGAUAAACUGUCUAGAAAAACAAGGAGAAGUUUCUGACUGUCACACCCAGGCCACUUCCGGCAGAGUGGUACAGAGCUGCCAGGGCGUGGCCAGCUGCUUUGCAUCUGCAUUCCUGUUUCAUUACCUUUUGUGUUGUGGGCCAACAGGAGUGCUACGUAGUGGGGGCUGGAGAUUUGGCCCGGCAGAAGGUGGGCACGUAGCUGUCUUCUCUGCAGAAUACUUGCACUGCUUCAUCUGACCAGCAGUGGCAACAGCCACACCCACAUCUAGCUCCUGCCCAGACCUUUGGCUACCAGAAUCUAGAACCGUGGCUGACCAAAGCGAGACUUCCGAGUAAGGUUAGUUCACAGGCAUCCUGCUGAAUUAGAAGGAGACAGGAACUAAUCCGAAGUACACGGGGCUAAACUUCCCUCGAGGACAUUUCCUGAGCUGCAAGAUGGGAAGGGACAGCACCGAAGCUGGAGAGCUGGUGCAACUGCGCACACCUUUUCUCUGUUUUUCAGUACUCACAGGUCAUCCUGGGGAGAUCUCUCAUGGGCCAUGGGCAGCCCACGCCUGGAUUUUUUGGUGAAUGAGUCCAAAAAGCAGUGACCUGGUGUGUUGAGGGCCUUCCCUUGCCUGCGCCUUUUUAAUCUCUGAGUGACUGAGGGGUGCCAAGGCCAGACAAUGCACAUGUGUCCUGGAUCCUCCCCUGGCCUGGGGCAGCAGCAGCUGGGCUUGGGGUGAGUAGGCUGGCUUGAGAAAGGGGAUGCCCACAAGCAGGGCUCACUUCCUGGGUCAGGGCCUGUCAGACUCAAAGUUAGCCCUUUAGCAUUCUGUUUAAAAAAUGAUGAUGCAGUUCAGUGAGAAAGAAAGCUCAGGAUAAAAUGUGUUUUCUGGCGGGGAAAUACUCAAGUGUUCUAAGCCAGGAACAGAGACUCUCAAGAGAGGAAUUCUCUGGCAUUCUCUGCCUUGGAUAAAUCAUGGAUUAAACAUGAGCAUCCUUAGAAUAAUUUUAUUUUUGUAUUUCACUUUACACUGUAAUGCAAACAGCUUUUAUGUUUUCUUUGACAAAGAAUCAUAAUUGAGUCACUUUAGGUCUUUUAGCUAGAAGCAUUUCACCCUAAAUGAAAAGUUAAUGCAUUUUUUACAAGGAUUAACAUGCUAACUACAACUUGCCCUUUCAGCAGAUGACAAUAGGGGUCCUGAAAAGUUUGGACAAAGUCUUUUUCUUUUUGCAUACAAAUAAAGCAGCAGAUCAUUUCUCUGAAGGUUGUUGCAGAGCUCCUGUACCAGCUUACAAAAUGAUGCUGUUUAAGUAGGCCUUGGGUGGGCAGCAGAAUUCUACACAUGACGAGUGGCCUGCAGCUUAAAAAGCAAAUUUCAUCUGAUUCCAGUACUGUGAUUUUAAGGAAAUGGUAAAACUCAAAAGUGCUGGUAAUGCCAUCAAGGCUCAACACGCCAUUUCCUCAGCAGCUAAAGACAAAAAUAAUUAUUUUGGUGAGGGGAUAGAAGUCCUUUCGCUUUGCAGUGACACCCACUUUUUCUUAGCUUGGCUUGGGAGUAAUGAGAUUGGGGUGUGGGGGGACAUUGAAAACUCCUUUAAGGCAAACUGAAAUCUCCUUCAUCAGCAUUCUUCCUGCUGGUGUAGCCAGAGCAGAACUCCGAGGCUUGCAGGCUGGGCUGUCUCCUUGCUGCCUGGCCUGGGUGUUUAUUUGGGCAACACAAGCUGACAUCGUGAGGUGCUGCCGAUGCCCAGGCCAGCUAGCAGGGAGCCCUCCCAGGGCUGGUAGAAACCUAUGUGUAUAUAUAUUCUCAAAUUUAAAUAGAUUGUACAUAGUGAAAUGUAAAUGACAUGUAAAACAGCAAUCUCUAUUUUUCUUAUUAUAUAGCAGUAUAUAUUUGUUAAACAUGCUUGUAUACUCUUCAUUAACCAUUUUAAUAUUUUGUACAGAUAAGUUGAUUAAAUAUUUGAUUC
This is a messenger RNA of Rhinopithecus roxellana (golden snub-nosed monkey), 6396 nucleotides long. It is a transcript of the gene GDF7, whose product is annotated as growth differentiation factor 7. Gene Ontology annotation, molecular function: growth factor activity; cytokine activity. The transcript has 3 exons. Gene Ontology annotation, cellular component: extracellular region. Bases 1 to 1344 code for a protein of 447 amino acids. Gene Ontology annotation, biological process: BMP signaling pathway; SMAD protein signal transduction. Lineage: Eukaryota; Metazoa; Chordata; Mammalia; Primates; Cercopithecidae. The record is from RefSeq and is a predicted model, not a curated record.